Molecule: messenger RNA, 3089 nt
Organism: Oryzias melastigma (Indian medaka)
Lineage: Eukaryota; Metazoa; Chordata; Actinopteri; Beloniformes; Adrianichthyidae
Gene: ssbp4
Product: single stranded DNA binding protein 4
Exons: 17
Coding region: 127-1278 (383 amino acids)
Biological process (GO): positive regulation of transcription by RNA polymerase II
Cellular component (GO): nucleus
Molecular function (GO): protein binding; single-stranded DNA binding
Source: RefSeq, a predicted model, not a curated record
CGAUGUUGUAAAGAGGAGGAGGGAGGGGGAGGAUGGCGGGAGGGGGUAGCUAUGGAGAUGGAGCGGCUUCCUGGCCGCUUUCUUUGACAGGUGUUGAGGGGCAAAAGUCUUCAACCGGGAUCCAGCAUGUACGCCAAAGGUAAAGGAGCUGCCGUCCCCUCGGAUAACCAAGCGCGGGAAAAGUUAGCGUUAUAUGUCUAUGAAUAUCUGCUGCAUGUUGGAGCGCAGAAAUCUGCACAGACCUUCCUGUCAGAGAUUCGAUGGGAGAAGAACAUCACACUUGGAGAACCUCCAGGAUUUCUACACUCGUGGUGGUGUGUAUUCUGGGAUCUGUACUGCGCCGCGCCGGACCGGAGGGAAACAUGCGAGCAUUCCAGUGAGGCCAAGGCUUUCCAUGAUUAUAGUGCUGCCGCGGCCCCCAGUCCAGUGAUGGGCAACAUGCCCCCCAGUGACGGCAUGCCGGGCGGACCCAUGCCCCCAGGAUUCUUUCAGGGGCCCCACGGAUCCCAGCCGUCCCCCCACACACAGCCCCCCCCACCCAACCCCAGCAAUCCAAUGAUGGGCCCUCAUGGACAGCCAUUCAUGUCUCCACGGUACCCAGGUGGUCCGAGACCCUCCCUCCGAAUGCCAAAUCAGCCCCCAGGAAGUAUCCCAGGAUCACAACCCCUCCUUCCAAACAGCUUGGACCUUUCCAGACCUCAAGGACACAGCAUGGGAGGACCCAUGAGAAUGACCCCCCCCCGAGGCAUGGCAGGCAUGGGUGCACAGAACUACGGCGGCGGGAUGAGGCCUCCUCUGAACUCCAUGGGUCCGGGGAUGCCCGGCAUGAACAUGGGUCCUGGGGGGCGGGGUCAAUGGCCCAACCCCAACUCCAAUUCGAUAGCGUACUCGUCCUCUCCUCCAGGAAGCUAUGUGGGACCUCCAGGGGGAGGCGGCCCACCAGGAACACCCAUCAUGCCCAGUCCUGGAGAUUCCACGAACUCCAGUGAGAACAUCUACACCAUGAUGAACCCCAUCGCUCCAGGAAACAGACCUAACUUUCCAAUGGGACCUGGACCCGAUGGGCCCAUGGGGGGGAUGGGCGCCAUGGAGCAGCAUCACACGAACGGCUCAUUAGGUUCUGGAGAUAUGGAUGGCUUGCCAAAGAAUUCCCCAAACAACAUGGCAGCAAUGAACAACCCCCCCGGCACCCCCCGAGACGACGGCGAGAUGGCGGGAAACUUUUUAAACCCAUUCCAAAAUGAAAAUUUUUCUCCCAACAUGACGAUGAGCGUCUGAAGUUUUGAACUCUUCAUUGUCUGCCCUGAGGUCCAUCUCCUGCCCCGGUGCGUCUUCUAUUGCCCCCCUCCCCUGCCCUCCGCCUCAUGGACGCUGUUUGGUCCACAACACUCCUGGGAGUUUUCUCAGGAAGCAGGGGAGUCCUUAGAGCCCCAUCAGCUGUGAAAUGGGGGAGGGGGAGUAUGAAGGACUGUCUCCUCUUCCUCACAUCAACUCCAUGGAGCCAGAACCUCAGAACCAGAACUUGCUGUGACUCCCCUUGACGAGACAGACUCUGAUGGUUCUCUGACGAAGAUGAAGAUGAAGAUGUUGAUGAUGAAGAUAAUGAUGAUGUGGUUUCCGGUUGUCUCCUGAUAUGUUCAGAUCUCUGCAGCAGCAACACACUGGCCAAACGCUCAGACUCCGUUUAUGUCUCCCAAUCUGGAAGAUCUCCUCUGGAAGAUCUCCUCUGGAAGAUCUCCUCUGCAGGAUCUCCUCUGGAGGAUCUCCUCUGGAAGAUCUCCUCUGGAAGAUCUCCUCUGGAAGAUCUCCUCUGCAGGAUCUCCUCUGGAGGAUCUCCUCUGGAACUUCCUCUGGGCUCAUUUUUCUGAAAACAGUCUUGCCACACAUCCCUGGAAGCCGAUCAUCAGCCACUGCAGGAAGCGGUUCCUGAUCCCACAGAGCAGCUGCUCUUCCUGCAGACGGACCUCAGUGAGCAGACGGACGGCCUCCUUCAGUGGUUUGUUGGUGUCUGUUCAUGUUAAGAUGCUUGUUUUUUCGGUCAUCUUUACCAAAUCCGUCUGUGAAAUCUGCAGUGAGGUUCUGUCAUGACUUCAAGCAGCCGAUUGCUUCCUCCUGUCCGUCCGCCUCUCCUGAGCGGAAGAAGCUUUGUUUGGAUCUCAUCCAACCGUCAGUUCCACAGGAAGGGCGGGACUUUGGGCUGUUUUUUUAUCGGUGAAAUUUGCAUUUCCGCGUGAAGACAAAGUCCUGUUUUUUCUUGACCUUAGCAAACCUCCACUGACAGCAGCCGUAGCCUCUUUGAUCCACACCUGAGCCUCCUGAUAUCAAUGUGAACCUCCAGGAUUGAGUGAUGAGGAGUCGCCCCCUCAUUCUGUCCUCCUCAUGAAGCCCCGCCCCUCUUUCAUCUACUGUAAAUACUGUAAAACACAUUUUGAUAUCGACAUGUAUUGAUAUUUCCGUCAUAAACUUAAAUUACGAAAAGGCUGAAUGUUCAGAGGGUUGUGAAGAGCGCGGUGGGACAAGGGCGGGCCGGCUGUGGCGUCCUCACUCUGUCCCUCCUCCAAACGCUGUUUUUGAAAUUUAAAAAUGUCUAGAGUUUUGUCAAAGGCGUCUCCUCACAAACGUGGUCUCCUGCAGUUUUAAUAUGAAGGAUUUUUAUCAACGAAAAAGCUUGUAGAAUACAAAAUAUUUUAAAAGAAGAUCUGGAUGUCGGAGUUUGGGGGAAGCUCUCCAGCUCGUCCUCUCCGUCCUCGCUGGCCUCCUCUGUCCUUCUAUUGUGGUGUAAAAUAAAGGAGGAGCUGCUGCUCAGGAGAGACGCUCCUGUUAUGACAGCAUUCAGGAUGAGCUGUCUCUGUCCCGGCUAUGAUCAGAUUCAUUAUUGUCCAGAAUCUUGUUUUAGGAUUGUAGGUGUCUUGUGUACAAAGAUGUUCUUUGUAUUGUAAAGUUUCUUAUGGACACGUAUUGCAUUCUAUUAAAAAAGAAGAGUGAUCUUUGUUCUCAUUUUUAAGAACUACAAAAGCAAAAACUACAAACUAACUAACCUCAACUGCUCAUGAAAACUGAGAUGAUCUGAAUUAAAAGUUGAAAAUCCA